Molecule: messenger RNA, 3208 nt
Organism: Columba livia (rock pigeon)
Lineage: Eukaryota; Metazoa; Chordata; Aves; Columbiformes; Columbidae
Gene: CBX3
Product: chromobox 3
Exons: 7
Coding region: 391-963 (190 amino acids)
Biological process (GO): negative regulation of transcription by RNA polymerase II; chromatin organization
Cellular component (GO): pericentric heterochromatin; nucleus
Molecular function (GO): chromatin binding
Source: RefSeq, a predicted model, not a curated record
CCUCUGCCCGAGCAGGAGGAAGUGAGAACGACCCAGAUUUUGGCGCCAGCACCGACACAAAGCUGGGGGCCGGGAGCCAGCGCAGGGAGGCGGGCUCCACCGCAGCCUGCGCUGCUCUACCCCACACGGCCGACAUCGGGCCCACCGCCCGCUUCGGCACUCUGUUCUCCUUUUCCUACUUCCUCUCCUCCCUCCCUUUUUCUCUCUUCAGCGGCACCGCACGCACCGCGACAAAGGUAAAAGCUCUGCAAGUCUGCAAUAAAAAUGGCCUCCAAUAAAACUGCAUUGAAAUCCAAAACAUUUAAGUGACGAGAAUUAGUGAAGCCGAAAAGAGUACCAGAAAACAGUCUUCCAUUGAAUCAAAGAAUUAUAGUCCAACGGAGAACACAGAUGGAGAUGUUCCCCACUUGUAGCCUGCUUGCCUCAUCACCACACAAAAUGGGAAAGAAACAGAAUGGCAAAGGUAAAAAAGUUGAAGAGGCAGAGCCUGAAGAAUUUGUUGUGGAGAAAGUCCUGGACAGACGUGUUGUAAAUGGAAAGGUGGAAUACUACUUGAAGUGGAAAGGAUUUACAGAUGCUGACAACACAUGGGAACCUGAAGAAAACUUAGAUUGUCCAGAGCUAAUCGAAGCUUUUCUGAACUCUCAGAAAGCUGGUAAAGAAAAAACAGAUGGUGCCAAAAGAAAAUCUUUGUCAGAUAGUGAAUCUGAUGAUAGUAAAUCAAAGAAAAAGCGUGAUUCUGUUGAUAAACCAAGAGGGUUUGCAAGGGGUCUUGAUCCCGAGCGGAUAAUUGGGGCUACGGAUAGCAGUGGAGAGCUUAUGUUCCUCAUGAAAUGGAAAGAUUCUGAUGAGGCAGAUCUGGUGCUGGCCAAAGAAGCGAACGUGAAGUGUCCUCAGAUUGUAAUUGCUUUUUAUGAAGAGCGACUAACUUGGCAUUCAUGCCCAGAAGAUGAAGCACAAUAAUUGUUUGCAUUGCUUUUUUUAUAUAUAUGAAUAUUAAAACCUGAAAUUUGAUUUAUUAGCAAUGUGACAAACAUACAUUCUAACAAGAAUCAAAUUUGAUAUUUUUUUGAAGUAGUAUGUUUUGCAUCAACAGCAAGUAAAUAAAAGCUUUCUGCAACUUGUUUCAUUUAUCAUGAGAGAGCAUUUGAUACUACUGCUUCCUCCAUAUUAGGUAAAAGCUUUUAUAAAACAUUCAUAAACUUCCAUAGUUAUUACAAAAUCAUAAUGAAUGUCUAAACAAACUCACAGAUGUUUUGUAGUCUUCUAUACUAUUGAUGUGCAUGUAUCUUCUUUACCCAAACCUAGCCCUUUAAACCUGUAGAGUCAUUCUUUUUAGUAUUUGGGAUCACUUGGCCUCAAGAAGACCAGGUGAAAACUAACUUUGUAGUAAUUUGAAUGUUAUCAGACUGUAUAUUGUUUACUUUAUUGUAAAUACUGGUGAACAGUGGUCAAUAAAAUAGUUUUAUAUUCUUCCUUUAUACUGAUAGGCUGUGACUCUUUUGAAGCGAUAUGAUAUUUCUGAACUUUUGAUAUGUUAAGCUCUGAAUUUGUAAUAUAUUUAACUGUAAGUUGUUUUUUUGGAGGGUAAAUUAGUUAAUUGAUAUUACCCCAUUGCUUCUCUGUAAUCACAAUACCAGGCUCUCAUUCUUUGUAUAUGGUUUGGGCACUGAAGUUUGAGUCACAGACAGCAACGAUACUGCCUGGGUAUGGUUGCUGGUCACAAGGUGAGGUGACCUCUGCAGGUGUAUGAGGAAAUACUUGACAUGUGUUGAUGGUGUCAGCCUUUGCUUUAAUUUCUGGUCUUAAUACAAGGCUAUAGUAUAACUAGCAGUGGUUUCAGACCAGCCUGAAGAAUACUUACAUAGUUCUGCCUUUAAAGUGGAAUAUUUUAAUUAAGAAACUUAAGUCAUAUACUUAAAAAAAAAAAAUAAGACUUUGUUUCUAUUUCAGGUUGAAUUUUAAGAUGAAUCCUAUAGAUUAGCUGCUUGGAGAAUGCCUUCAGAAGGGCAGAAGGGGUGGGGAACUCAGGAGGAGGAAAGUUGCCUUUUUCCAUUCUUAAGUUGCCAUUCGUCUUCACAUGCUUUCAUCAACGUACCUUUUGUUGGUGUUUUGACUACCAUGGUGUGGUUUGCCUUGAACUGUGCCUCUCCACGUGUCAAUGGCCACUGUUACUAUUUGCCCUCACAUAGCUUCAAAAGCCAUUUACAUUGUGAAUCAAAACUUGUCAUUGUAAAACAUUUAUUUGAAGUUAAAUGCUGCAGUGGCUAAACUGAUGCUCAAUUACCUUUUUAUGGGUAACUGCCUUGUCAAGAUUUUAGUGCUGGGUUUGGGCAGAAUUCAGUUGCCAUCUAUUUGUGGCUUUAGGAAAAAUGAGAUAUUGCUGUUAGUGCGGGGGUUCCCUUGUACCAGGGUAAUGACAAUUUCAGAGCUUAGCUGGCUUCUCAGACAAAUUACCCCAGCCUUGUCAUAUGUGUAAGUCUUCUACAAAGUUCAUGGCUUAAUUCUUUGGGGCUUAGAAUAGAAAUAUGUAUAUACUUAGUAUAUAGGAGUCUGAAAUUCUGGGUUUUUUUACCCACUAGCUUGAGAAACGUACAAGCCAAACAAUUCCAAAGCAGCUUGCAAUCUCCUGCCUCCUCCUUCAGUGUGGAGUGCUUUUCAAGGAGUCUUAAAACUGUUAUUCUACAGUUUGUGUUUUAUUGUCUGAAACUUUACACUUUCUAUACUUUCUUCCAAGUGUGGUUAUCAAGUUUAUAUGAAGUUGCUGGUUUGAAGCAAUACAGGUUGAACUAUUUAAAUUGCCAGUUAGUGGUAGACUAGAGAUUUUGGUUGAAAGGUUGAUUCUCCUCAAUUUGUAACCCUUAAAAUACAGAUUUGCAACUAGAUAGAGCUUUUACAUUAAACUUGGUUCUUUCCUCUGACUGUCUGUAAAAAAUGCACUGUAUUCACAUCUAAACAACUUUACAGCUUGUUAGACAAUUAUUUAGAUUUCUAAUUUUUUACUUUAUGACAGUAGUAAUGCUUACUGGUAUUUGUUUCCUUUUUUUUCUCACUUUGUGUCAAACUGCAUUUUGAUAGUAAUGAAAUGCAACACUUAAAAGUUACAAGUUAUGUAAAAUUAUGCUGAAUGUGCUGCAUACAUAUGCAAAAAGUAACAAAUGUUAUUAAUUUAAAAUUAACUGAUUAAAUAAAUGAGAUAUCUUCUGUA